CGGUAGGGCUUCCAGAAAGCAAAGAGCAACCACAAAAAAAGAAAGGCUUGCAACUAUACCAUGCGACAUCAAAAUAGCGGCCUCGGCUCUGCAAACGAUCUCGAUAAAGUGUUUGGGAGCGAAGGCGAAGUCGUCUCGAAAGAUCCGCGAGUCCCAGACAAUCCGCUUCGCUGCCGUGGCUCUUGGGUUGGAACUGGAUUGCUCCGGUGGGACCAAGAACCGGUGUUUCUACGGGCAACGCACCCUCACUUCUUCAGGAACUCCAUCCACUGGUCCUUCGUCCACCCCGAGGACACCUGCCCGGCCUCGAUCCCGUUCACAAAGACGGUGGGGGUGACGUGGACGCCGCGGGCCCGGUGGUGCCUGCAGGCCCAUUUCAGUUCCUGCGUCAGGCCGUUUCCGGAAUUCCCGGAGAGGCUUCCGUCGGCGGGAAUCAGCAUCGCCCGGACGGCUUUCUUGUCGUCCUCCGACCCGAGCGGGGUGACCAGCGACAGGAGGUCCUCGUAGAUCUCGGUCCGCGUUUUGUUCCAGGUGUCGGCGUCGCUGAACUUCUUGUCGUCGCUUCCAAAGGCAGCGUAGACCCCGCUCACAAAUUCCAGGUAUUUGGUGGUGCCGAGGACGGCCCUCACGGCCAGCGCCGCCUCGUGGACCAUGGUCGACUGGGGAUGCCAGGGCUGGACGACGUGGUGGAUCCGGAAGGCCGCGUGGCUCUCCUUGUUUUGAAUUAGCUGCGGAACGACCUGGUCGUACAGCAUCGAGAACAUUUUCGCCGAGAACGGGCAGAUGAGGUCCAGGUAGCAUUCCA
Molecule: messenger RNA, 805 nt
Organism: Pseudo-nitzschia multistriata
Lineage: Eukaryota; Bacillariophyta; Bacillariophyceae; Bacillariales; Bacillariaceae
Source: the annotation of a GenBank genome assembly